This is a messenger RNA of Lagopus leucura (white-tailed ptarmigan), 2946 nucleotides long. RefSeq lists its product as uncharacterized. The record is from RefSeq and is a predicted model, not a curated record. NCBI's taxonomy places the organism in Eukaryota, Metazoa, Chordata, Aves, Galliformes, Phasianidae. The transcript is spliced from 3 exons. The coding region runs from base 408 to 1412 and encodes 334 amino acids.
GCUCCUGAAGGUCGCUGGCUCAAGGCUGGGCUUGCGUCCCGACUGCCUGUUUUUAUUAUUGACUGUCCUUAUCGUCGUGUGGUGAGAACAGCCCGUCCCAAGCACGCCUGCUGUCUCUUCUGCUGCCUUUUGCCCAAGCUCCGCUUCUCCCCAGUGCCCUGCCGUGUGCCGGUGUCCAGCCUGGCGUCAUCGAAUGUCACUGCACUGUCACUGCACUGCCACCAGUGCUGGAGCCCUGAGGGAAACCUGUUCCGUCAAACCAAGCAGGAAUGUCCCAAACUGGGGGUCCCUGAGCCACUCCGUGGUUUGGAAGCACAAGGCAGCAUCUACAUGAGCAUCCCCGUGCCAGUGGCUUUCCCAUGCAGACCUGAGGAGGAAGGCUCUCAGAAAGGACCAUCUUGUGCACCAUGUGGGGUGAAUGCAAAGAGGAACACCGAAGAGAUCUCCAUCCCAAGGACAGAGCAAGUCCUGGGGACAUGGAGUACACCCUCAGGACAAGGUCCUUAUUCUUGGGAAGCAAUAACAUCCUUGGAAAGGGAAAGCUAAGGACAGAACAUCUCCAUGGGGAUGGCUGGAUCGCCUUGGGCUUAGCAGCACCCCAUCCCAGCCCUAUUGCUGUGCCACCCCCUGCCUUGACUAGCGCCCGGGGUUGUGCAGCAGGACUGAUAGAGUCAGACAGAGGCAGCUGGGACACCAACAGACGAGUCUUCACCUCACUGGGUCAGCACCCGGCCGGGCGAGACGUACUGUGCCGAGAGUGGAAAAUUCCUGUUGCCUCGCUGGGCGCUGCCUGCAGCCCCAGCACACAGCUGCGUCCCACAGGACUUGGCAUGCCCUGCAGUGUUUAUCAACACCGUUGCGCAAGGGCCGUGGCACGCAGCUUGGCAGGGCCAUGGGGCUGCUUGGGCAACCAGCUCUGCCGAAAGCCAGCACACUCUUGGGAAAGUCCCCCCGCCUGCAAGGGCGGCCAGGCACACCUGCGUGUCCGAUGGCACGAUGUCACCAAUGUGAAGGCCAUAGGGACCUGGAGGCCACCAGGUUUUCGGCAUCCCAAAUUCAAGGCAGUGAGCCCUGAGGUUUGCUGCGGAGCUCUUCUCCUCCCUUGCAAACAGGCUGGGUUGGUCCCUCUUACAAGGCACACAAAGAUCACCAGUUCAGCACUGGUCCCACUGGCUUGUUGCAGCCUCGCUGUGCUGUUGAGAUGCUCCAUCUCGUGUGACCCUCAAAAACAUGAGACAGGGUCAUUCCUUGAGGCACUGUUCAACUGUGGGAUCCACAGCACAGAUCCCAGCUCACGUGCCCAUGGAUGCCCCCAUCUGAGACCUAUCCUCAUCACACAUUGGUGUCCUGAGGUCCCCAGCAGCUUCUCAACACCUUUCCACGGCUCUGGAUUCACCUGCAGGGCUAUAUAAGACCUCAGAGUUCUGGUGCCCCUUGCCCAGGGUGUGCAGCUCCCUUCUCAGCGGGGAGCAUGGACACGGUGGCAGCACAUCAGGAUGAUGCGCCAGGAGGCUGCUGAGGAGGAACAACGCCAGGAAUGCUAUUCUGCACUGCCAGAGACACGCUGGAGCCCAGGUACCAGCUGUUUUUGGAGCCCCCAGCUGCACCCCAAAGCCCUGCUAAAGUGGGAAGGUUUGUGGGGUGGGUGCCAAAGCCUAGCCCCCCCCCCCCCCAGAGUGGCCAGCAGUAACCCUGGGACAUCAAGGGCUUGCAGCAGGGCUGAGGGCGUAGAGACCAAGGUAGGGGCUGCCCACCAUGAAGGGUGGCAGAAGAAUCCUAAAUUUAGGGUCCCCCUGACCCUUCCCCAGGCCCGCCGGCAGCUGGAGGCUCAGCACAGAGCAGGCUUUGCGUGAGCCAGCCAAGAUGUUCAUCGGAGCAGAGGCAUGCAUAAACAUUUUGCUUAAUAAAGGACUCUGGGCGAACACAGUGUACUCUGGCUCCGUGCAGUGGGAACAGCUGUGGCCCUGCGGGGCCAGCGCAGGGAUGUCGAGGUGCGGUGGCAGAGCGACCUCGUAUGGCAACAGCACAGUCAGCGGGCACCGCGAGCCACGGGACACCGCACAGCAUCCCAACCCCGCACCCAUCUGGCACCUCAGCCCGAUUUUGGGAUGCGCAUCGGGAUGCUCUGAGAACUGCUAGCAGAGGUUGAGCCAAGGAUGUGGCACGUGAAGCAAAUCUCGCUUUCCAUCACUUGUGGCUUGCUGCAAAUCUGAUUUCCAAGAACGAAAGCAGCUCGGUGCACACUGCUUUUCUGCGAACGCAGCUCCUCCUGGGGGCGAUGGGCUGAGUGCAGCCCGUGCUCCCUCACAUGGGGUCUUCGGGGGGAAAAGUUCCACUCCGUAGCUCUGGAUAUGCGCUCAGUUCGGGUGCGGGGAUCUGGAGCAAUUGCAGGGGAUUCCUCCCUUCACUCCACGUGCUGCACCGCGGUUAUUCAACAGGCACGGAGCACAGCGGGCAGCCGGGCUCCUGGAGAGCCGACAAGGAGACACGACGGAAACGCAGGGCACAGCAUCGCUCAGCGGCGGUGAGGCUAACGGCAGGCACCAAGGGACCUGCAAACUUGGGAACAGACCAGCACAGCCUCUCUGCUUCCCACCAUCCGCCCGCAGCUCCUUGGCCACUCGGUGUUACCACACCACACACACAACCAGCAGAACCACUCCACCUUUCCUCUCUCGUGCUGAUUGAAGCCGUUGCUAAUGACAAAACGUCUGGGGAUAACGACAGGCACAAGCACCAGGGAAGUGAGAACCUGAAUCAUGCUUUUCUUCCACCUCGCUGGGCGACGCGCAGGGAUGUGGGAGCUCCGCUGUGUGUUUCCAAGCUCCUUGCUCUUUGCUGCUUGAUUUUUAAUCAGACUGCAAUUAACCAGCUUCUCAGUGUGCGUCUGGGGCACCAGUUGCCUGUUGGUUAAUUUUACUCGUUGAAAUACAGCCUUCAUUUUGA